Arachis ipaensis is the source of this 1449-nucleotide messenger RNA. RefSeq lists its product as uncharacterized. Lineage: Eukaryota; Viridiplantae; Streptophyta; Magnoliopsida; Fabales; Fabaceae. The record is from RefSeq and is a predicted model, not a curated record.
AUGACCCUGACACCAUACAAGGGGAUCGGGGACCCAAAAGUCCACGUCACCAAGUUCGAGUCCAUGAUGUUUCUUAACAGUGACUGCGACCCCAUUCUAUGCCGAUCUUUUCCUACUUUCCUAGAUGGAGCUGCCUUACUGUGGUUUUCUAAUUUGCCUGCAGGGUCCAUAACCAGCUUUGACGAAUUCGCCAAGAUGUUCAUCAAUCACUUCGCAGCAUCAAAAAUCUAUGUGAGAGACUCCGAUUAUCUCAGCACAAUCAAGCAAGGCCCGCAUGAAAGUCUCAAGGAUUACAUGGUGCGCUUCACCACGGCGGCCAUGAAAAUCCUUGACUUAAACCCAGAAGUACAAUUGCAUGCUAUCAAAAGUGGCCUCCGACCAGAGAAGUUCCAGGAAGCCAUAGCUGUGGCCAAACCGAAGACACUAGAGGAAUUCCAAGACAAAGCCACGGGACAAAUUGAGAUAGAGGAGCUGCGUGAAACGUUCAACAUGGGAAGAGAAGACAUAAUAAAGGAUAUAUUACACAACAGGCUCAUAAAGUCGCCAAUCAAAGCAGGAACCUACCAAGAUCAAAAGUACGUAGACAAAGGGAAGCAUUGCGCAUUCCACCAGAAAUUCGGUCACACCACAGAUGAGUGUGUGGCAGCUAAGGACCUAUUGGAGAGAUUAGCAAGACAGGGGCUACUAGACAAGUACAUCGGUUCCAGGAAUCAGAAGAAAAUAGCUGAAAUGAGCAAGCCGAAGUAUACCUCGGAAUGCAGAGACAAAGGAACAUGGCGAGGUCUAGUAGAAACCCCUACCUCCAAAGGAGUCAUAAACUACAUCGCAGGAGGUUUCGCGGGAGGAGGAAUAACAAACACAUCAAGGAAGCGAAGCUACAGAGCCAUGAUGACAAUGGAAGGAACUCAACAGAACACUCCAACACCAACCUCCUCGGCCAUUGUCAAUUUCAGCGCUUCUGAUUUCAAAUCAAGAACACCGAACCUAGACGACCCAGUGGUAAUUUCAGUAAGCAUGGGAGGAAUGACUGUGAAAAAGGUGCUGCUCAAUCCAGGAAGUAGCGCCGAUGUCUUGUUCUACUCCACAUUCAAGAAGAUGCAAUUAAGCGAAAGUCGCUACAACCAUCAGGGGGAGAACUGGCAGGACAACAGAAUAGCAACAGUCCACACCGACCAUAAGGAGGCCAGACAAUGCUACAAUGCGAGCUUACAGAAGGUUGCAAAGGAAGCCAUCCCAAGGAUCAAUUCGAUUUACAACUCGGAGCAUAUCCUACGCCUGACCGAGAUGGAUCCUAGAGACGACCACAGUCGCCCUUCUCCAACGGACGAUCUUGAAAAGGUAGAAUUACAUACAGAUAAUCAGUAUACUAACAUUGGAUCAGCUUUUUCUGCAGAAAUAAAGCAACAUUUGAAGAGAAUCUUGAAAGCUAAUGCCGACCUAUUUGCUUAG